This is a messenger RNA of Knipowitschia caucasica, 348 nucleotides long. NCBI's taxonomy places the organism in Eukaryota, Metazoa, Chordata, Actinopteri, Gobiiformes, Gobiidae. The record is from the annotation of a GenBank genome assembly.
AUGUCUUUUUGUGUGUCCGUCAUACGUCCGUCAUACGUCCGUCAUACGCUCGUCACACGUCCGUCACACGUCCGUCACACGUCCGUGAUUCGUCCGUCAUACGCUUGUCACACGUCCGUCAUACGUCCGUCAUACGUCCUUCACACGUCCGUCACACGUCACACGUCCGUCACACGUCCGUCAUACGUCCGUCACACGUCCGUCACACGUCCGUCAUACGUCCGUCAUACGUCCGUCACACGUCCGUCAUACGUCCGUCAUACGUCCGUCACACGUCCGUCAUACGUCCGUCAUACGCUCGUCACACGUCCGUCACACGUCCGUCACACGUCCAUCACACGUCCGUGA